AUGGAUACAUCAUAUAACCAAAAGUUUAGAAAUGCCCUACGUUUUGAAAACGAGGAAAACAAUAAAAAUAACAGCAAUACUAAUAUAAAUACUAAUACAAAUAAUAAUACAAAAAAUAUAAAUAAUAGUGAAAGCAACAGUGAUAAUAAUAAUAUAAAUAGUAACAACAACAGCAACAACAACAACAAUAAUAAUAAUAAUAAUAAUAAUAGUGGUGAUAGUAUAAGUAACAAUAACAGUAACAGUGGCAACAGCAAUAAUAAAAACAUAUCAAAUAAUAUAAACUCAACAUAUGGUGUAAAUAAUUUUUUAAAUAAUUUAAAUAAAAUGGAUAAACCAACUUUUAAUUUAGCACCAGUUGUAAAUAUAGAUAUAGAUGAUUUGGGUGAUAAAAUAAAUAGUUUUAAAGUUGUCGAUAAUGCUAUAACGAGCUCAUUAAAUUCGAGUUUAGCAAGUAAUAGUAGUAAUACAAAUAACAUAAGUAAUAGUAAUACAAAUAUAAAUAGUAAUUUAAAUAUUUCAGCUACAAGUAGUGGUAGUGGUAAUAAUAAUAAUAAUAACAAUAAUAAUAGUAAUAAUAAUGGUUCAAAUUUAAUAAAUAAUAGUAGUUAUAAUUUAAAUUCAAGUAGUUCAAAUUAUAGUCAAAGUCGAAUGAAUAGUAGCGGUAAUUUUAAUAUUUUAAAUUCGAGUCUCAAUAGUAAUAAUAGCAGUGAAACUACAUCACCAACAAUGGAUAGUAAAUCCAAAAGAAGAUUUUCAUUAUAUGUUUAUCAACACCCAACUGAUGAACAAAAAAAACAUAUUUCCGAGUUAUAUGGUUACAAAGAACACCAUAGUGAUCAUGGUUAUAAAUAUACUCACGAGUCUGGUUUAGAUACCGAAGAAUCAUCAUCUGAUAGUUAUUCUAUUGAUCAAAAUAAAAGAAAUAGUGCUUCUUUAUCAAGUUCUGGGACUCCUCCAAACAGUAGCACACCAAAGGCAACUUUUACACAAACUAUUUUACCAUCUCAAUCCAAUUUAAAGCUAUCACCGCAACAAUUAAUUCCGCAAUCAAAUAGUUCCCAAUCACCAUCGUCCCAACCACCCAUAGUUCCAACUUCAUUUGUACCACCUCUAUCACAAAAUCAAAAUAAAACAUCAUCGACAACUACAACAACCACAACAGCUCCACAAAAUACAAUUCCAUCAAUAAAUAAAAGUAGUAGUAAUAUACUGACAAAUUAUAAAGAAGAGGUGGCAGCAAAAUUAUUGGAACCAUCAAGCGUAGAUUUAUCACAAAUACCACAAUCUUAUUUUUCGACAAAUUAUAAAGCAACAUCAAAUUAUGCUGGUAAGCCAUCGCAAUACUUGGACGACGAAUAUGAUGAAAAGAAAGCAGCAGCACAACCAAUCCAACCACCAUUAUCGACUGCUAAGGACUGGAAUGCAGAGUUUCAAAAUUUAGUUUAUAACGAAAAAAUUGAAGGUUAUAGAGAAUUAAGCAAAUUGGCUCAUGAUUUUGUAUAUACUGCUAAAAUUUAUGGUAAGGUUAUUAUUUCCGAAUUAACUUUACCAUUACAUUUAAAAACAAUUAAACCAAUUAAUAUUGGUGGUGUUGCUGGUGGUCAUAAAUAUAUUGCAUUAGGUAUAUUGUUUAAAUUAGCCUUAGAUACACAAGGUUUAUAUGUUGGCGAUCAAAAUGCAAUGAAAGCAGCAGGGCACGAAUUAAAGGGUUUAAUGAGUUAUUACAACUGUAGAGUUGAAGGUUUACACCAUCCAUUAAUGGCAUUAAUCGAUUACAGAGGGUACCGUUUGGUUGCAAUGUCGUUAUUACCAAUCAAUUCAGACACAAUCGUAUACGGUAGCAGUGAUGGUGGUAUAUCAGUACAUAAUGCAAAUCAAGAGUUUAAUAAUAAAAUGAUAGAAUCAGCUAAAAUAUUAAAUAUUAAAGGUCAUAUGGUUGGUAAAGAUAUCCAAAAGAAAUUGUAUUCUUGUGGUGAUAUUGAAGGUCAUAUAGGUUCAGAUGAUAAAUUUUAUUUAUUGGAUUUUGCAAGAGUAUUUCCACCACAAAUGAGAUUGUUUGACAAGGGUCCACCAACUCAUUUGUUCGAAUUAACAAGACCAGAGUUAGUAAAAUCAAAUUCAACUCCAUUAUCAUCUGACGCUUUAACUGGUUGGGGUAAAUUUGAUCCAUUAGCUUUAGAACAUAACAAUGAAGUUAAAGAGGCAUCAUUUAGAUUGUUUUUGAAAGUUAUACCCGAGUUAUCAAAUUAUUUAAAUAAUAUAGAAAUGGACAAAAGAGAAAUCCAUUUAACACAGGAAAUUCAUAGAGUUGGUGUUAAUUGUAGACAUUUGGGUUUGGUUAGAAGAAAAGUUAAAUGUAAAUCUAUUAGAAAGUUUUUAUUGGAUGAAAUUAUGGCAAGAACUAUGAAAUCAGAAAUUAUGGCAUUAUUUAGAAGUAAAAUGAAAACCGCAGAUACACCAUCUGAAGAGCCAUUUAAAGAGGUUGUUGUACAAUAUUUAAAUGGUAUUUUUAAAUACGAGCACACUCCAGAGGGUAGAGUUUGGCCAAAGAGUUUAAAGAAGGCUAUAGAAAAGAAAUUCUUUGGUACUUUUCAAAUUAAUGAUUCAAGUAUUAACCAAAUUACUUUUGAACAAAUUCAAGGUAGAAAGUUUGACGAGGAUGCAAUCAAGCGUUAUAUUAAAGGUGCAUCAUAUACCGGAGUCGAGACAAUGUUUGUCGAGAGUGUUGAUAUUCAAGAGGUUAUGAAGCGUUUUAAUCAAUUAACUGGUGUUGGUUUAACCUCAAGAGCUCUAAGAGAGAUUACCAAGAAUGAUGGUGUUCGUUUAGUACAAUCUGAUGUCAAAAGAAUGAAAGCUAAAGUUAAAGCUCAUCAUUUGGUAGAGUUUGCAGAAGGUAUGGUACUUUGGGAUGAAGCUAAAAAAGAGAAAUCAAGAGAAAAUAUUGAAGGUGCUUUUUGUCCAUGUCCUGUUCAACUUAUAAAUGGUGGCGAUGGUGCAGAUAGAAUUACUGAUCGUCUUUUUGGUUUGGCAGAUGAACAUUUCCGUUCGGCCCUUUCAGUAUCACCACAUAGUGCUGAAGUUAGUGCCAAUUGGGCAAUGAUGUUAAUGGAAAGAGCUAGAAUGUCAAGAGAAUGUGUACCACAGGAAGCUGAUUUAUACUAUAACGCUGCAGAAGAGAAAGUUAGAGCUUGUUUAUCCGAUGGUGGUAAACCCAAAAUCGCUCUAGAAAAUGUUUUAUUAGAAUAUUCAGAGUUUCUUUGUAUUUGGGGCACAACUACCGAUCAAACUUUGGAUUUAAAUGAAGCUAAUGGUUUAAAGAGUAAAGUUUUUAGUAGAGCCAGUAAGAAAUUAAAUGAAUGUAUUAGAAUAAAUCCAUCCAAAUUUGCAUUGGUCUUACAAAAAUCAAAAAUUAUUGACAAUCUUUUCCAUCAGUCUAGUUGCUUUAAACAAUCGGCAGCUGUUUAUGCAGCUGUUUGUACCAUUUGUGAUUGUUUAAUUCAAUCUUUUCCAAAUAUACCUAAACAAUAUUUUAAAGAAAUUGCUCAAGUCGUUGUUUCAAAUUUAAACCCAGCCGAGUUAAUGCGAAAAGAUCCAGAGACAUCAGAUAACCCAAUUAUUGCAGAAAACUUUUUUGAAAAAAUUAGAAUCGCCAACGAAAUACCAAUUAAAAAUGUAAUUUCAAUGCGUAAAGACGAAUCUGAAAUCAAGAGACUAUUAGAAGAGAAUCCAUUAGAGAUUUUAAAAGCAGAAAUGGGUGUAAUGUAUUUACGUUAUGGUUACACAUCUCAUGUUUAUGGUAUUCAAUGCUCAAAAAGACCACACACCAAAAUGGCAUCAAUCAAACUAUUUAAUAAAACUGGUGGUCUCUUCCAAAGAGGUAUUGACAUGGACUCCUAUAAUAAAGAAUAUAUGUUGGAUCACAUAAAGAAAUUCACUUCAUCAAGCCAAUUUGUUGAGUUUUACCAAUCAAUAAUAGGUUGUCCAUGUAUUAUGGAAUUUGUAAAAGAUAGAUUAUCAAGAAUAGCUCAUAUGUCACUCAAGGAUUGUAAUCAUUUAUCAAUCGAAUUUGUUGAGGGUGUUAUAGAGUUAUCUCAACGUGUUAAAAUGUUGGUGUUAGAUGGUUGCACCCAAAUUACAAAUGAUACAAUCAAAUUAAUCAUAAAGAAGUUACCUCACUUAGAAACCCUUUCAUUAGCUGGUUGUCAAAAUAUUUCAAUUAUCAUUCCAAACUCCACAUUAAAAGAAUAUCAACAAGAAAGACAUGAAAAACAAGAAAAAGAAAAAUGCGAAAAUAAAAUUUGUUCACUUUUUGAUAAAUCAAGUUCAUUCAGUUCACUAAAUAAAGAAACUGGUGGUAGUGGUGGUAGCAUCAGCAGUAGCGGUGGUAUCAAUCAUUAUCAUCAUUCCGGUAGUAAUAGUGUUGGCCACAGUGCUGGUGCAACUUUAGGCGCUAAUUUAAAUGGUCUCAAUUCUUCAUCUCCACACAGACAUAGCAUUUCUGCUUCAAUUAAUUUAAAUUUACCAAGUUCUUUAAAUGGUAUCUUAUCAUCAACAUCACCACUUUCAUUAUCAGCUUCAUCUUCAUUGGAUUCCUUAUUGAAGCCAUUUAUAUUUUUACAAAACUUAAAUUUGAACGAUUGCAGAGCUAUCAACGAUCACCAACUUAUAAACAUUGCCCAAAUGCAACUACCAUUGGUAAAUGUUUACUUGAAACGUUGUAGUAUAACCGAUCUUUCACUUAUUCAAUUAAUUCAAAACUGUCCAAAACUCUCAAUUUUAGAAUUAUCCGAUACCAAUAUUACAGAUCAAUCAAUUAAUGCCAUCGCAAUUAAUUCAAUUUCGUUAAAAGAGUUAAUAUUGGAUAGAUGUGUUAAUAUCAAUUUCCAAUCAAUCGAGAAAUUGGUAAGAAUUGUUCAUGACAUACGUUUACUCUCUCUUGCAGACUGUCCAUUAGCCGCAAAUGAUAAUACUCUUCGUCUUAUUGGUAAAUAUUGUUCAGGAAUACAGUUUUUAACAUUAUCACGCAACCCAACUAUAACUGAUUCAGGCAUGGUUAGCAUGGCAAAACACACAGUAAAUCUUUUAGAAUUAAAUAUCAAUCAAUGCGUUAAUCUAAGUGAUGCCUCAAUUAAUCAAAUUUCAAUCAGUUGUCAUAAAAUUCGUGUACUUAAAAUGGUUGGUCUUAACAAUGUAACCUCAUUAAAACCAAUUGGAUCUCAUAGUGCCGAGUUAGUACACUUGGAUAUUUCAGAGUGUCAUAAGAUUUCAAAUGGUUUGGGUGCAAUUGCAAAAGGUUGCUCAAAAUUAACUACUUUCAAAUUAAGAAGAUGUUAUGGUUUCAAAGAUGCCUCAUUACUUUCAGAUGAUGGUGAUUUACAUUUAAUGCAACGUUUAACCGUAUUGGAUUGGAGCCAUGUCAAUAUAGAAUUCAAUGCUAUUCACUCUGUUAGUCAUAGUUGUCAAUUUUUAACAAGUUUAAAUAUCUCUUAUUGCAAAAGUUUAAAUGAUAACGCUUUAGAAAGAAUUGCAAACUCUUUGGUAAACAUUAAAAAACUCAAAUUUGAUGGAAUCAUUAAUAUAACGGAUGAUGGUGUUAAAUCAUUAUCAGAUGGUCCAAUAUUCAACACAAUCGAAGUACUCUCUAUGGUUGGUUGUAGAAAAGUAUCUGAUAUCUCUGCUUAUCACAUACUCAGAUUCAAUAAUUUAAGAAAAAUUUCAAUUGGUGGUAGUUUAAUGACAACAAAUGGUGCCGAUUUAAUUGCUUCAAGUUCAUUUGAAUUGGUUAAAAUUCAUGUUAGAAAUUGUUUAAAUAUUAAUGUUAAUCAUUUAAUUGAACAUCACCCACACAUUUUAAUUGAUACAACACAAAAAGAUUAUAAUGUAUUUAUUUAAAAAUAACAAAAAUUAUAAUUAAAAGUAAUUAAAAUAAUAAUAAUAAUAAUUAAAAUAAUAAUAAUAAUAAUAAUGGUUAUAAAUUAAAGUUAUAAUCAUAAAAAAUAAAAAAUUUGUAUAUAU
Molecule: messenger RNA, 6018 nt
Organism: Dictyostelium purpureum
Lineage: Eukaryota; Evosea; Eumycetozoa; Dictyosteliales; Dictyosteliaceae
Exons: 3
Coding region: 1-5895 (1964 amino acids)
Biological process (GO): intracellular distribution of mitochondria
Cellular component (GO): cytoplasm
Molecular function (GO): mRNA binding
Source: RefSeq, a predicted model, not a curated record